AUGGAUUCUACUGCAGUUCCUUCUGCAGCUUCUUUACUAUCCUCUCAUUGCAUUGAAAUUGCAGAAGAUAUGGGAGCUGAACAUGACCAAAUCACAACCGUAGUCGACUCGGCUAUUAAUGUGAAAACGAAUGGAGAUAUUCUGACUCUUAUAACUGGAGCAACCACAUGUAAUGAUGGAAGGAGAAUUCGUUUGUCAAAUUCGAGACAUGGCUCAAAAUGGAGUAGUACAAAAGAACAAUGUAGUUCAAAAACAAUCAUUGAAGUGGAGAAGAAAGAUGCAGAAAAUCAUGUUGCCGAUGAUGAAAGCUGUACUGGAACUAAUCACACAUAUAAAAAGAGGAAGGCAUCUAAAUUAGCUAUCUCUAGAAAUAUUUCUUUAUUGCUAGGAAGGGUGAAAACACCUUUCACCACAUAUAUUAUUCACUUUGUUAAUGUUUGUAAUUAUUAUAGUAGCAUCAAAUUAAUAAUGUUAUGUAAAUAG
Molecule: messenger RNA, 483 nt
Organism: Vicia faba (fava bean)
Lineage: Eukaryota; Viridiplantae; Streptophyta; Magnoliopsida; Fabales; Fabaceae
Source: the annotation of a GenBank genome assembly